Molecule: messenger RNA, 1758 nt
Organism: Nicotiana attenuata
Lineage: Eukaryota; Viridiplantae; Streptophyta; Magnoliopsida; Solanales; Solanaceae
Exons: 4
Coding region: 1-1758 (585 amino acids)
Source: RefSeq, a predicted model, not a curated record
AUGGCUGGCAAAGAAUUGGACGCAAGUGUCAUCGACCCGCCGAAAGAGGUGGAGGAAUCUGAUCUGGACAACAGCAGGUGGUACACCUGGGAUGAUUUGGCCCGGGCUCUCGCUCGGCAUUUCCAAUACAACGUAGAGAUUGUCCCAGAUCGCCUAUCCUUGACUAGGAUAGAGAAAAAGCCCAGUGAGAGCUUCAGGGAGUAUGGUUUCCGGUGGAGAGAACAGGCGGCACGAGUCAAACCUCCAAUGGAGGAAGCUGAAAUGAUGGAGUACUUUCCUCAGGCCUUGGAGCCUAUUUACUUUGGUCAUCUGAUCUCGGCCAUAGAUAAGUCUCUCAAUGAAGUGGUGAAGAUGGGAGGAAUGGUAGAGGAAGGACUCAAAUCAAGCAAGAUCAUGAGUUACUCUGCCAUCAAAGCAACUACACAAGCAAUCCAGAAUGGCACCGGGUGUGUGUUACGGAAAAAGAAGAAAGAAGAUGUUGCUAUGGUCGCCUCAGGAUCAUGGCCGGAGUAUAGAAAUAAAAGGAUGCACCGGAAGAAAACUUUCACCCCGCUUGGAGAGUCUUAUACUAGUUUGUUUCAGAGGUUGAGGCAGUUGGAUGUUCUGAGGCCGAUUGAGUCAAAAUUACAAAAUCCCUCUCCGAAAAACCUGGAUUAUUCCCUCAUAUGUGCAUAUUGUUCUGAUGCUCUGGGGCACGACACAAAAAAGUGUUGGCAUUUAAAGAACGCCAUCCAGGAGCUUAUCGAUACAAAUCAAAUUGUUGUCCAGAGCCCGAAAACUCCAAACAUCAAUCAGAAUCCCUUGCCAGCCCAUGCCGAAAUGCACAUGAUUGAGAUAGUGUAUAAGGAUGGAGAGCCCGAGAAGCCUUUAAAGUCUGUCAUGAUGAUACGUUCCAGUGACAGUAAUUUAGUCAAAACUCUAGUUGUUACAAAUGCAACAUCCUCGAUAGCUGAAGGGCUGAAGGACAAACUAAGCCCGCCCAAUCAAGGAAAGCCGAAAGUGGUGGUGCCGGGUGCAGCAAGUAAGCCUGUCAUAAUCGUUGAAGGGGCUCGCACCGACCCCAUUAUUAUUAAACCUGUGGCCCAGCUGCCGAUAAAUAACACCAAGGCUGUUCCAUGGAAUUACAAGCAAGUGAUAGUAACUUAUAAAGGGAAGGAAGUGGAAGAGGAAGUUAAUGAAACCCGGGGGUUGACCCGUUCAGGGAGAUGCUUUAGCCUAGAGGAAUUAAGGAAAGCUAAGCCACCCAAAGAAAAUCCAAUUCUAGUGAAGAAGCCAGUCACCAAAGAGGAGGCAGAAGAGUUUUUGAGGAAAAUGAAGGUGCAGGAUUACUCAAUCGUAGAACAGUUGAGGAAGACGCCCGCUCAGAUUUCUCUUCUAUCAUUGUUGAUGCAUUCGGACGAGCACCACCGGGCCCUCAGGAAAAUUCUAAAUGAAGCUCAUGUCCCUGACAAGAUCACAGUAAACCAUUUGGAGAAGAUUGCCAACAAGAUAUUCGAGAAAAACAGAAUCACCUUCUCGGAUGAUGAGUUGCCUUUGGAGGGUACGGAGCGCAAUCGGGCUCUCUAUCUCACAGUGAAAUGCGAACAUUCUGUUGUCACAAGGGUGCUAGUUGACAAUGGUUCCAGCACAAACAUCUGUCCUCUCUCCACUCUGCACAAGUUCAACAUUGAUACUGAAAGGAUCCACAUGACAGUACAUGUGUCCGAGGUUUCGACGGAGGGGGAAAAUAUUCCGUUGGCGAUAUCGUGCUCGAACUGA